Molecule: messenger RNA, 3777 nt
Organism: Tribolium castaneum (red flour beetle)
Lineage: Eukaryota; Metazoa; Arthropoda; Insecta; Coleoptera; Tenebrionidae
Product: folate-like transporter 3
Exons: 3
Coding region: 79-1296 (405 amino acids)
Biological process (GO): transmembrane transport; vitamin transport
Cellular component (GO): plasma membrane
Molecular function (GO): vitamin transmembrane transporter activity
Source: RefSeq, a predicted model, not a curated record
UUAUUGUUUACGUGUUAGUUUGCAAUCAAAAGUGUGAAUUUGUGUUUCCUGUUGGUCUUUCAAAUAAAUUUGGUUAAAAUGAUUGAGCUGGGUUACAACUACCUUCACUGGUUUAAACGUCACUACUUCCUCUACAUAUUUGGUUUUUUACUAUACUUUAAACCGAUCGAACCAUUCUAUCGCGAAAUGGUAGUGACCACCAAAAACAUCACUGAACAAGAAUUCGACAUGGAUAUACGUCCACUGGCCGCUUAUUCGACCGUGAUAUGUGCCCUACUGAUAUUUUUUUUACUAAUUUUUUCGAAUUUUUACUACGUGUUAUUCCUUAGUCUUUUGGCAUCUCUUGUGUACACAGUAUCCAGCUGGAAAGGCGAAGUUGUUACCGAUCUCCAAAUAUCACAAGUAUUUUAUGGUGCUGGUGUUUCAACCGAAGUUAUAUAUUUCGCCUCAAUUUACGUUUGUUACGGCACGACUAGAAAUUUCCCCAAACUGACUUGUGCCAUCAGAGCAGUGCCUCUAUGUACCAAGAUCGUGUCAGCGGUAGUUGCCUGUGUUUUGACGGAAGUUGCGCAUUUGAAUUACGAAGAAGUGGCGUUUAUAAGUCUUCCAACUUGCGUUCAUGCAUUUUUCUUAUUAAUGCAUCUCCCUCCGAUGUUUGAAUUAGAAGAACCGCCGAGUUCGCUGCGCGCCAAAAUCUCCUGGUUCAAGUCAAGAUUUAUUGAAACUUUUGCAAAUAAGCACAUUUUGAAAUGGUCUCUUUGGAGUGGUUUUGCGCUCUGUGGCUACGUUCGAAUAUCCGGCCUCAUGGAAUCGUUGUGGGAACAAACCCAACAACAAAACAAAGAACCCUUUCUGAACAUUGCUGGAAUAGACGGAAUUUCGGCGUUUUUCGCACUUAUUGGAGUGUUGUUGGCGAGAAAUAGCACAGGAAGCGCUAAGUUUGGCAAUGCGUUGUUAUGUAUAACGUCUAUUCUAGAAUGCGUUAUUUUGAUAGCACUUUCAAAUGUUGAAAAUGUCUGGUCUUAUGCCAUUUGUGAUAUAUUACUAGAAAUUGUGUAUCAGUUAGUUAUGGCUUCUGUAAAUGUAAUGAUUGCGCAAAGUGUGGAACAGAGUGGAAGUUUUGCCCUUGUUUUUGGUUUUAUUGGAGUGAUUUUUGCAAUUUCAAACUUGGUGUUUGUUUGCGUUUUCAACAGCCGAAGCAUUAAUUUAAAACUGGGACAGCAAUUAAUGAUUCUGGCAGGGUUUCAUGUCGCUAAUGGAGCGUUAGUAGUGCUGUUUUGGUUAUUGAAAAUGUAGCUAGUUUAUUUUUUAUCAUGUGCUAUACAGGCUGAUUCUUUUAGGGCUUAUAUUAGAACAUUUUUAGCUUUUAAUAUAGCUUUAAAAUUUUGUACACGAUCCAAAUCGACUAUUCGAGUUCAACUAAUGGUGGUAUUCUCUAACUAUCUCUGUUAUACUGUUACGUUUAUAGAAUGUUAGCAACAGUGCUCUGUUAUGACACUGCCUAACAGAGCUGUCUAAUUUGCGAUUCUCUAACUGUCUCUGUUAAAAUAAGGAUAACACUUAACAGUGUUAACAGUGUUCCCAUUUGUUCGAAAAUGUAAUUUUAGAGAUAAUGGAAGUCGAUUUUGACGUAUGACUUACUUUUUGAUUUAAAUAUUUUAUUCGAAAGUGUCAAGAAGUUUUCAUAAAAUUAUCAUUUCGAAUUUAUAGUAUCGCAAAAAGUUCCACUAAAUUGUUAAAAAAGUGAAUGCAGAAGACGAGUGCAGAUCAAGGCAAUGAAUAUCCUUGUUUAUUGAAAAAAAAGCACAUUUUUGUUUUGAAAUAUUUUCUGUGGGAUCUCGUGUUGGAUUAGGUAAUCAAAUUGAAAUCAAAUUAUUUUAUUCUGUGCAAUACAAAACUUAUACGCAAAAUAAAAGGGAGAAACAGAACUUGGAACAAACGAAAUAACUAUUGAAAGACAAAAAAUAUAAUUUAAAAUAAAUAACACAAAUUAAAAAAUCUAUGUUUUAUUUUCUCGGAAUAAUGUUUCCAAAAUGAAGAGUAUACUGUGUUAAAUUUUUUAUUUAUACAAAUGGUUCCUGACGAAUUUUAAGUUGUGUUCAUUCCCACGUAGGAUUGCCAAAGAUUACUUUUGCAACAUUGUGGAUAAUUAUACCAAUUAAUUUUUUUCUAAAAACAAUUUUAUCACCUUUCUUAGUUUUCUAAAACUUCAAAAACCAAAGGUCGAAUUAUUUGCGUGAUUCUAAGCUUCUAGUUUUAUCCACUUUUCAGACUUUUAAUGCAAUUUUUUGUUAAUUUGGUGAAACAUCGUAAAAAUUCACGAUUUGUCACUGUCACUGUUAGUUUAUGGCGCGAUUUUUGCGGCUGUUAUUUAACAGAGAAUGUUACUGUAGAAAUGUGGCUAAUAGAGGGUAACAGAGUUUACGGUAUACAAAUUUAAAUAACAGCUGUAAUUUUUACAGUAAUAGAGCAAUAACAUAAGCCACAUAUUUUUAUUGCAUAUUUGAAUUCACCUUCUCAAGCUGAGUAAAAUUUACUUAAAUUGUUGGUACUGUCACACUUUUUGACAUAUUUCAAUUUUUUUGUUAAAAUUUUCAUUUGCAAGAGUUUAGCUAAGAUAUCACAGACCUUGAAUCCUUUGCGAUAAGUGAAUAUUUUUCUAUGUAUUUGAUAACCGAAGAUUCGAAGAGUCUUCUAAAAUUUUCAAAAUUGUCAACAGUCAAAAUUCAUGGCUAGUAUGAUUUUUUCAAAAUGGUUAUCAAAAAACUUCUAUUAUUCAGUUUUUUCAAACGGAACGACCCUAUUUUCUUAACAUAAAUCAAAAGAACAUCGAUAUUUAUGGUGACUUUUAUCAAUACGUGUUAUAUAUAUCUCUUACAGUUUUCGAAAAAAAAUUACAAAAACCAGAUUUUACUACGUAAUUUUCAUAGUUAAUCUAGUAGACCUUGCAAAAUGAACAACAAUUGUCAAACAACAAUAUUUUUUUAAUUUUUAGCUGGUUCAUUAUCAAAUAAGCAGUAAAACAAUAAUACUUAAUUAUGGUUCAUUAUAACUUAGUCAUUUAUGUAAAGUAGUCUUACAUCGAAUUUUGAACUUCUUGAAUGAAAAUAGUGAACAAAUUAAACAUUUUUUUUAAUUAAUAGCACGAUUUUUAGUAUUCUUUGAAAGUGUACUUAAUUAAAAAUGAAAAUAAUGAGUUAAAAUGAAGUUUUUUGCGAUUAUUUCAAAAAACUGUAAGUGAUAGAUAUAGAAAACAGUAAAAACAGGUUAAUUCUAUUUGAAAAAAAAGUUUUAUAAUUAUUUUUUAAUCAUUAUUUUCAAAAAAUUAUAGUAGCCUUGCAAUUUAACAGAUGACAAUCUUAAAGAUUUGAGAAGAUCUUUCAAACAUUUGGCUGUCAAAUGUAGAAAGAAUUAUUCAGUUAUUGUAAAGGGUUCACUAGUUGUAAUAUUUUAAAUGCAAAUGAAAAUUUGUUUAAAAAACUAGGAUAAAUGUUACUCAGUUUUAAAAGAUAAACUUAAAAAUGCAAUAAAAACAGGUGGUUAUUAUUUAAAAUUUUGAAUCUGGCCCCAAUUUUUGUAGUUUCGAAAAUUCAGCCACUUUGAAAAUAAUUUAGUUAAAGUGAAAAUGAUCAAUUUAGAUUGUAUGUAAAAUCUUAAAACUUUAGCUGUAUAAGAAGUUAAAAAGUUUCUAAUGCAGGCUUUAAAAGAACCAACCUGUAUAAGAAAAGUAAAAUUGUACAGUUUGAUAUUUUUUAUAAUUAAAUACGUAUUUAAUUA